Acanthisitta chloris (rifleman) is the source of this 1866-nucleotide messenger RNA. RefSeq names its product centriolin (gene CNTRL). The annotation marks the transcript as partial. The record is from RefSeq and is a predicted model, not a curated record. The transcript is spliced from 11 exons. Lineage: Eukaryota; Metazoa; Chordata; Aves; Passeriformes; Acanthisittidae.
GAGGUUGAGGAGGCUGAGGAGUUCUGUGCCCAGGCAGCUCGUGCCACCAGGGAUCUUGCCAGAGCAGAAGCAGAAAUAGAAUUGCUACAACAACUCCUCAAAGAGAAGGAAGAGCAACUUCAGCACGAAGUUGAGAGGGCUGGUGAGAAGACUAUGGCCUCAAGGGCUCAGAAGUUUGAGAUUGAUAAAUUGAACCAAGUUAUGGAGCAACAGAAAGCAGAAAUUGAUCGAUUAAGAUGGUUGUUGGAUAAUAUUGGGACAGGUAACAAAGAUGAAAUCAACAACUUACAAGAUGAAAUUGCAGCCCUCAAAAAACUGCUCUCCCACCAGAACGAUUAUAUCACCAGCAUAGCAGAUCCAUGGAAGAGAAGAGGGUACUGGUAUUACAUGCCAUCAUCACAGGCUUCAACUCCUGCUUCCCACAGCACAAAGGACUCUGGAGUGUGUUUAGGGUGCUCUGGCACAUCCCCAGGCAGGAGAGAGCGUGCUCAGGACAGGCUGCGUGGGAGGGAGGACAUGCCCAGCCAAGGAGGACGUUGGGUUUAUUCACCAGUCAGAAAUAGGUUGUCCGAAACAAGUUCUGGUAAAGACAGAAGAGCACAAGCAGAUGGUGAAGGCCAUGCAGGAACUCCUGUCCCUGAAGCCUCUCCCUUUGUCCCUCCGCCCGGCACAGUCAUUUACACAGCCCUCCCAGAUGGUGCCCCUGCACCCCAGGGCACAGGGGUCUAUGCCCCUCCUCCUGCUGCAGCCACUGGAGCUUCAGUUGCCCCUGGAACCAUUAUCCAUGGGCCACCUCCUGCAGGAGCUCAGGUUGUUUAUGGCCCUCUCCCUCCAACUUUCACAGUCCCACUCAUUCCUGUUGGAGUGCUCCACUGCAACGUGCCUGAGCAUCAUGAUUUGGAGGGAGAAGUCUCUAGGCUAGAAGACACUGUCUGUUAUUUAAAGUCUCGGAAAUACAAAGAGAAAUGCUCAGAGGCAGCUGAGCAUAAGUACAAAAAAGAGGUGGAUAAAUUGCAUCAAAACAUUGAAGAGCUUGUGCACGAGAGAGCUGAGUUGGAAUGUGAAGUGGCAGAGCUGAGAAGAGCAGCUCAGAAACACAGCAAGCACAGGGACUUUAUUGAAGGGUACACUGACCACCUCGUGGCAGAGCUGCAGCUGGAGAAGUCCCUUAGGCAUCAGGAGGACAUUGCAGAGGAGAUUGGGUGUGUGGAGAAGACCCUGCUGAGGCGCCGAGCAGAGCUCAGGGAGGCAGACAGACUCCUCACUGAGGCUCAGGUGGAACUGGAGAGCACCCGAGGGAAGACCAAAGACACCAUUCAGAAGUACAACAGUGCCAGGCAGCACUUGUCCCACACUGAGACAGAGGCAAAAGAGCUGGAGCAGAGGGCUCAGGACAUGGCCACUAAACUUGGGAAAGCAGCUCAGCAGCUCAGGCUGUUACAGAAAGACACAAGGGAUUUGGAGCAGCAUAAAAGGGAACAAGAAGGUGUUCUGAAGGAAAUCAACAAAACCAUGGCUGCAAGAGACUCUGAGUUCCAGCUGUUAAACCAGAAGAUAGAAAUGCUAACUGAACGUCUGCAGAAGCUGCAGGGAGAUAUUCGAGUUGCAGAAGGUAAUGAGGAACAUCACCUGCAGAUCAUCAGAGAAGCAGAAAGCCUUGUUCAAGACAAGAAAGCUGAACUGGAAACACUGAAAAAUCAGGUAAGUGCUCAGCAGCAAGAGCUCUUGUUCCUGGAGCAACAGGUGAAUCAAAGGACUGAAGAGCUCCACCACCUUCAGGGCUGUAUUUCUCAAAAGAAAGAUGACCUCAAAGAAGUUCUUCGAGAUGGAGAGACUGAGGCACAUGAAAAACUCCGACAAAUCAGA